AAACCUGCUAAUCUCCUCUCAGCCUCUCACCAAACAUGCAGACACUAUUGUUACGCUGCUAAAGUUUCACUUCCUGGCUCAGCUGGGUUCUUUUUUUUUUGCAUUAAUACUUUUAUUCGCUGCCCCCUUGUUUCUGCCCGUGUUUGGUCUUUUUAUCUUUCUUUUGUUGUUUUGUUGCCACAUCCUGUGUGCAGGGAGAGAGAAGAAGACGGAGAAGAGUUGCAGAGAAGGGAGGCCGGGGGUGCUGAGCGGCCAGGGCUGUCGCAGAGCCAGAAUGAGCGAGGAGAAUAAGGAGUGGGCAAUCCUGAGCCCAGAGGAGUUCACCCAGCUGCAGAAGUACAUUGAUUAUAGUACCAAAAAGGUUCAAGAUGUUCUGCAGGAUUUUUAUGGAGAUGACACCCACCAGUCCGAAGAGUCAAUAGAUUAUGAGGGAUUUCAGCGUUUCUUGAGAACAUAUCUGGAGGCAGAAGAUAUUUCUCCUGAUCUCUGCAAACGGCUUUUCAUGUCAUUCCAGGCCGCACCCAAUGUGACUAGAGAGCAGACAGAUGGUGCAAAGGAGAUAGGCCGAGUGAGUCUGCAUGAUGUGUUCUGCUAUUUUUCCUUACUGGAAGGGGGGACUGCUGAGGACAAACUGGAGUUUACUUUUAAAUUAUAUGAUAAAGACAGCAAUGGACUUCUGGACAGUUCGGAGGUAGAUCGAAUCAUAACCCAAAUGAUGAGAGUUGCUGAGUACCUGGACUGGGAUAUUACAGAGCUUAAACCGAUGCUGGAAGAGAUGAUGCGACAGGUGGAUUAUGAUGGCAAUGGAACCGUGUCCUAUGAGGAAUGGCUUAAGGGAGGGCUCACCACAGUGCCCCUACUGGUGCUGCUUGGAAUGGAAGUUAAUAUUAAAGAUGAUGGUCAACAUUUGUGGCGUCUCAAACAUUUUAACCGACCUGUGUACUGUAAUGUGUGUGAAGCAUUGCUGUUUGGUGUCAGGAAACAAGGCCUGUGCUGCACAUUCUGUAAGUUUACUGUGCAUGAACGCUGUGCUCGCAAAGCACCAAAUACCUGCAUCAGCACAUACGCCAAGUCCCGUAAAGAUGCAAGUGGACAGACUCACAUAUGGGUUAAAGGUGGAUGUGAGGCCAGCAAGUGUGAACGAUGUCAGAAAAAGAUAAAAAGUUUCCAGAGUCUUACUGGCCAACGCUGUGUCUGGUGUCAUGUCAAGGCUCAUGAUGAAUGUGUUUCCAUGUUGCCUCUGAAGUGUGAUGGUGGCAUCCUACGUGACCAUAUAUUGCCUCCUUCUUCCAUUUAUCCAGUAAUUCUGGAACGACAGAACAGUCAGAAGAACCUUAUAGGUUCUUCAGACGAAACAUCACAGACAUUCAGCGCUGCAGAGGGACAAGCACUUCGAAUAGUCCCAAUGCUAGAUACACACCCACUACUUGUCUUUGUCAACCCAAAGAGUGGAGGAAAGCAGGGGGAAAGAGUUCUUCGCAAGUUCCAGUAUCUAUUGAACCCCCGUCAAGUUUAUAACCUAGUGAAGGUCGGUCCAGCACCUGGGCUCAACUUUUUCCGGGAUGCUCCCAUCUACCGGGUUUUGGUGUGUGGUGGGGAUGGCACAGUCGGAUGGAUUUUGGAUGCCAUUGAUAAAGCCAAUCUUCCCGAAAGGCCUCCUGUAGCUGUCUUGCCAUUGGGUACUGGGAAUGACCUAGCACGAUGUCUAAGAUGGGGAGGAGGGUAUGAUGGAGAAAAUCUAGUUAAAGUUUUAAAGGACAUUGAAAGCAGUACAAUUCUUUUAAUGGACCGAUGGAACAUUGAGGUCACACCUGAGAAUCCUAACGAAAAAGGAGAUCCUGUCCCAUAUGAGAUAAUCAACAACUACUUUUCCAUUGGAGUGGAUGCCUCCAUUGCACAUCGUUUCCAUGUUAUGAGGGAGAAAUAUCCUGAGAAGUUUAACAGCAGGAUGAAGAAUAAACUCUGGUAUUUUGAGUUUGCAACGUCAGAAACGGUUUUCUCUACAUGUAAGAAGUUGAGAGAUGAUGUAACAAUAGAGUGUUGUGGCUCCCCCUUGGAUCUCAGUUCUGUGUCCCUAGAAGGCAUUGCUGUCAUUAACAUUCCCAGCAUGCAUGGUGGCUCCAAUCUGUGGGGAGAGACCAGGAAACCUUUGGGAGAAGCUCGAAAUGCUUCCUGUCAGAACUUACCAGAGGCCAUUAUUGAUCCCGAGGCCUUAAAGUCAUGUGUUCAAGACCUUAGUGAUAAGAGGCUAGAAGUAGUGGGGCUUGAGAGUGCCAUUGAGAUGGGACAAAUUUACACUGGACUGAAAAGCGCAAGAAAACGGCUGGCCAAAUGCUCAGAGCUUAUUAUUCGAACCACAAAGCCACUUCCAAUGCAGAUUGAUGGGGAACCCUGGAUGCAGCCUCCUUGCACGAUUAAGAUCACACACAAGAAUCAGGCUCCAAUGUUGCUGGCACCUCCACCACGCUCCUCAAGCUUUUUCUCCCUUAAGUAAUAUCCAGGAUGAACAUUCCUAUCUUGAUGACGAUAACCUCUUCUACCAUCAGAAGUCAAUAGACUAUCAGCAUAACCCUUUCCCUUCCUAUCUCCCUUG
Messenger RNA from Nanorana parkeri, 2593 nucleotides. It is a transcript of the gene DGKA, whose product is annotated as diacylglycerol kinase alpha. The record is from RefSeq and is a predicted model, not a curated record. The transcript has 24 exons. Gene Ontology annotation, biological process: intracellular signal transduction; diacylglycerol metabolic process; lipid phosphorylation. Gene Ontology annotation, molecular function: calcium ion binding; ATP-dependent diacylglycerol kinase activity. Bases 275 to 2494 code for a protein of 739 amino acids. Lineage: Eukaryota; Metazoa; Chordata; Amphibia; Anura; Dicroglossidae. Gene Ontology annotation, cellular component: plasma membrane.